This is a messenger RNA of Phlebotomus argentipes, 720 nucleotides long. RefSeq lists its product as uncharacterized. The transcript is spliced from 2 exons. NCBI's taxonomy places the organism in Eukaryota, Metazoa, Arthropoda, Insecta, Diptera, Psychodidae. The record is from RefSeq and is a predicted model, not a curated record. The coding region runs from base 48 to 695 and encodes 215 amino acids.
ACAGACUUUCGCCACACUGAUAAUCAGUGCGCUUUCUAACUAAAAAGAUGAAACUUUCUGCUGUUCUUCUUCUCUUCCUACCUUUCGCUUUCUGCGAAUACGAAGGUGAUGUGGUGUUUGAGGGAAAGUCUGUCGCGUCCAGAGAUCUUCAGCAGGAUCUCCAGGACUUUGCCGAUUUGAUUCCAAUGAGUGACAUUAUGAGCGUCGCCUUUUCCCACAUUCUCACGGAUCCUGAAGUGCGACAACUCUACAUUUACAGCCAAUCGAGUGAGUUUAAGCAACUCUACGCACGAGCCAUUGACACCACAGCAGUUCAUGAGCUCAUCGCCUUGCUGGAGAGCUACAAUCUUCCCGUGAUUUCCACUCUCAAUGACCUCGCAUUCAUCCUGCUCCUGCCGGAAUAUGUUCCCCGCGGAAGAGCCGUGACAGCUGGCGGUGUUAGUGGACUUGUGGAUGCAAUUCUUCGUCUUCUGCCGCGUGAGAAGUUGAUUAAACUCUACCUUGAGAAGCUGAUGUUCAGUCCGGACUUCAGGAAGCUCAUGGCGAAUUUGGCAUCACCAAAGACAGCAAAAGCUGCUCUCAAUGUUGUGAACAAUCAAGAGGUGAGAAUUGCCUUCAACGAACUGCAAAUUCGAGGUAUCGACGUAGUAAAGAUUGGCAAGCAAGUUGUUGCGUAUUUCCUUGGUUUGCAAUAAAGAACAUACAACGUCUUAGCCAUAA